Molecule: messenger RNA, 268 nt
Organism: Racocetra persica
Lineage: Eukaryota; Fungi; Glomeromycota; Glomeromycetes; Diversisporales; Gigasporaceae
Source: the annotation of a GenBank genome assembly
AUGGUCACCCGUCUCUAUAAUACAUUUUAUGAUGCUAAGGCAACCUUGUUAUCAGAAGCUGAUAUUAAAGAAAUUAGAGAAUCAAGAGCAAGGGUUACUUCAUCUCAAUCUGUUUUGGAGGAGAAUUCCCAAAUUUAUAAGAAGAAACAGAUUCCUGAAGCGGUAGCAGAAGAAGUAUUUACACCCCUUCCAUCUACAGAGAAUCCAAAAAAGAAUGGUCAAAAAGGAAAGGUUAAAAUAAAUGAGAAGCCGAUUAUUGAAGCAACCA